AAGUCAUCUUGAGACCGGUUUAAAUCGGGCCCCCGAAGAAGAUAUUAUUAUAUGGCUCACGCUCUAUCAUCCGCCCUCCCAGUGCUUCGAUCUUCCUGUUCCACAUCCAUGGCCGCUUCCUCCUCAGCUCUGCUUCUUCCCUCAGGUCCAUGCCUUUUCAAGAGAUUGUGGUGUAAUCUUCAUAUUAAACCUCCUAAAGUUCAUUGCUUAGAUUUGGACCUCGGACAGAGAAUAAGAAUGGAAAUGAAUGAGGAUAUUACCUUGUCACGGCGGAGUGCAAUUGGGUCAAUGUUUGCUUUGACUACUUUUGGAUUAAUCAGUGCAAACUCCUACGGAGCUGGAUUGCCUGGGGAGGAAAAGCCAAGAUUGUGUGAUGAUGAAUGUGAAAAGGAGCUUGAAAAUGUACCUAUGGUGACUACAGAAUCUGGUCUUCAAUACAAGGAUAUCAAAAUUGGUGAAGGUCCGAGCCCACCCAUUGGUUUUCAGGUGUCUCUUCCAUUCUUUUGUUCCAGCUCCUUGGAGAAAGGCAUACCCUAUAUUUUCCGUGUGGGAGCUGGACAGGUGAUCAAGGGACUCGAUGAAGGAAUAUUGGGAAUGAAAGUUGGAGGAAAACGUCGACUUUAUAUUCCGGGGCCUUUAGCAUUCCCCAAGGGCCUAAAUUCAGCACCAGGAAGGCCAAGAGUAGCUCCCAGCAGUCCUGUAAUUUUCGAUGUCACUUUGGAGUAUGUUCCAGGCCUAGACAAUGAGUAAACCUUGUGCUUCCAGUUCGAUCCACUUGUUCAAAGGAGUUAAAGAAAUGAGCUUGGAGAGCUUAAAUUUUUUUAAUCUGUAAGUUAUAUAAAGAUAUAAAAUAUGUGGGAAUAUUUCUUUCUCAUUUAAAUAUCCUACAAUUCUUCAUCUUUUUAUUCA
This is a messenger RNA of Zingiber officinale, 909 nucleotides long. RefSeq names its product peptidyl-prolyl cis-trans isomerase FKBP16-3, chloroplastic-like. Gene Ontology annotation, molecular function: peptidyl-prolyl cis-trans isomerase activity. The record is from RefSeq and is a predicted model, not a curated record. NCBI's taxonomy places the organism in Eukaryota, Viridiplantae, Streptophyta, Magnoliopsida, Zingiberales, Zingiberaceae. The transcript has 6 exons. The coding region runs from base 52 to 750 and encodes 232 amino acids.